AUGGCGGAUAAGCCGCUCAUAACACCGGAGAGCUUCAUUACUAUCACUCAGCCGGCGGACAUGGUCAGUGAUGAAACGCGCUUCGCAGUUGCAUCACACACAGCCAAGGCGAGACGUCGGAAAAGGCGCAAGGCGGUCGAAUUUGAACCUGGGAGAACCAUCCACAAGUUUUUGGCCUGGAAAGCACACAGCGAGCCAACUUCGCGACGCAAGCUACCGAAAGACGCCGAGGAUAGAGAGCAGAGUUCUGUUGCGGUCGUGCCGUACAAGAGCCCACAGGAUCACCCUGCCAACAUUCUCAGCCAGGCGAGGGGAGACCCAUUUGCGCGCUACGCCGUCUCUGAUAUUCCUGGUCUGGUAGGUGAAAUGGUUGAUCAUGCCGUGAGACUCUUCUGGCCCGGCUUAACUCCCAGCAAAGCACCAAACGUGGUCAAUCCCGUCAACGACGCCUACAUGGAGUCGAUCAGGAGCUCCCCGCUUGCAUUCUACGCAUAUAUGGUUGCAUCUGCCGAAAACUAUGAGCUCCUGAGCGGGCCCAAUGUGAAGACCAAGGCGUUCACCAAGCUAUGCCUCGCUUACCGCGUCGAGAUGAUCAAACUCGUCAAUCAAGAAAUCGAGGGGAUGACUGGCCCACCAUCCGACGAGCUGCUUGGAGCCAUCAUCGUGCUUGCUGGCAAUUCGGCCGGGUUCAUAAACCAGGCGAGAGGGUCGUUUCUUAGAGUGGCGAAACCCUCGCGCUUCCAUUCGCCGCUCAGGACGGCACAGUUUCUGCACGUCUAUAGCACCAAUCCAUUCCCCAGCGCGCACUCGGAAGCGUUGGUCCGGCUGGUGAUCAUGAAAGGCGGAUGCUCCCAGAUCCAAUCGGUCGGGGUUGCCAGCGUGGUUGCUCUAUGCGAUUUGCUCAUUGCCUCACAGACCAAUUCCCAACUCUAUGUCCUUCCGAUGAGCCCACCCACCUUUGCGGCCGUACAAGACCUGUCUCACUUGUUGACAAAGUCAGGAAUCAAAUGGGAUUCCCAAUGUACGGUCUGGGGUCAACUACCCCUUCGUCCCUCGGUGAGACCAGAGCUUCUUCAAACUGUUCGGGCAAUGCUGGCCGCCAAUGCCGCACUCGACUGUUACCUGAGCAAGUACGGACCAUCCAUGGUCUUUGCCGAUAUCAUCAACGCCCGCAACGAUGCUCAAUAUCUCCUCCUAAGCCUCUUGCCCACCACCGAAGUUGACGAUGAGACGCAUUCUAUGUCCGAGACGUUCUCGGACCACAUUUACGACAUCGCCCGCAUCGCCCUACGCAUAUAUAGUAACCUGAUCCUCUUUCCGAUGAACCCCAGCGGCGGCACGAGCAGAAUUCUCGCCGGGGCACUGCGCGAGGCAAUCAUGGAGAGCGAGAGGGCGAAUCCAUGGCAACUCUUCCCGGACACGUGUAAGCGCAUGAUGCUCUGGGCACUCGUGCUGGGCGGGAUCCAAGUCGACGACGGCGUCACCGACGCAAACGCCGAGAGGACGUGGUUCGUGGAGCAGCUCGCCGACGUCAUGUCGUUCAUUGACGUUCUCUCAUGGCACCAAGUCGAAGAGUGUUUGGCGGCGUUCAUGUGGUUGGAUAUUAUCCUCAACCCGGCCGCCGUGGAGCUUUGGGCUGAUGCGAGAAGGACAAGAGAUCAGGACUUGGAAGCCCUGGAGAUGGAAGGUCUGGCUCUGCGGCCGCGGGAGGGUUUGUGA
Messenger RNA from Fonsecaea nubica, 1719 nucleotides. RefSeq lists its product as hypothetical. Lineage: Eukaryota; Fungi; Ascomycota; Eurotiomycetes; Chaetothyriales; Herpotrichiellaceae. The transcript has 3 exons. The record is from RefSeq and is a predicted model, not a curated record. Bases 1 to 1719 code for a protein of 572 amino acids.